Molecule: messenger RNA, 1670 nt
Organism: Trichoderma atroviride IMI 206040
Lineage: Eukaryota; Fungi; Ascomycota; Sordariomycetes; Hypocreales; Hypocreaceae
Biological process (GO): fatty acid catabolic process
Cellular component (GO): peroxisome
Molecular function (GO): 2,4-dienoyl-CoA reductase (NADPH) activity
Source: RefSeq, a predicted model, not a curated record
CGUAUGAUGACUAAGCAUCGCCGUCACAUGCAUGAGAUAAACAGAACUUCAACACCAGCUAUUAUUACUCAACACUAAUGGCCAUCAACCACUCGGCAUCAAUGGAAAGCAAGUCCCUUUUUUCCCGUGGCAUCUCUGGAGUUACCCCAGAUUCUACCGCGUACCAGAAGUCGAUUCCCGCGGGCAAUUCUUAACCGACCGUUGACGGUACACCCCACAGUCAUGCCGAGGCUCAAGCACCCAAUCAGGAAAUGUAAUCCUCCUCCAAGAUUGUUGGGACGCAGCACAGCCAGUUUACUCCCCAGAUUCAUGUUGAACGACCCCCGAUAGAGCCGCAGGAUUCGAAUAGACAAAUAGCACUUCUUCCGUCUCUGAUUCUUUUAUCCAAAUCUUUCUACUCAGACUCAUUCCGUCUGCUUUUCUUCUCCUACUGCCUCUCAGCAACAAUCGCGUCGCAAUCAUGUCUGUCCCCGAAUCCAAAUACCUGAGCGCCGUAUGGCGAGACGACAUCUUUAAGGGCAAGGUCGUCUUCGUCACCGGCGGCGCGGGAACUAUUUGCAGCAUGCAGACCAGAGCCUUGGUUCGGCUCGGCGCAAACGCCUUCAUCUUGGGCCGAAACGUUCAAAAGACAGAGGCCGCAGCGAAAGACAUCGCGACGGCUCGGCCGGGCGCCAAGGUUAUUGGCCUUGGAGGAUGCGACGUGCGCAAGGUCGAGAGUCUCGAAGCCGCGGCGGCGCAAUGUGUCAAGGAGCUUGGAGGCAUUGACUAUGUGAUUGCUGGCGCAGCAGGUAACUUUGUCGCCCCGAUCGACGGCAUCAGCUCCAACGCUUUCAAGACGGUCAUGGACAUUGACGUCCUCGGCACCUACAACACCAUCAAGGCCACCAUUCCUCACCUCCUCCGCAGCUCGACCCCUCGUUUCAUUGCCGUCUCCGCGACGUUCCACUACACCGGCAUGCCCUACCAGGCCCACGUUGCGGCCGCCAAAGCCUCGGUGGACUCUUUGAUAGCCAGCAUCACGCUCGAGUACGGCCCCCGCGGCGUCGUCGCCAACGUCAUCGCGCCAGGUCCCAUCGCCGAUACGGAGGGUAUGGCUCGUCUGGCGAGCAGCAAGCCCGAGGAGAUUGAAGCGUUUACAAAGACGGUUCCCUCUGGCCGAUUCGGUACCGUAAAGGAUAUCGCAGAUGCGACGGUGUUUUUGUUCAGUGAUGCCGGAAGCUACGUCAACGGCCAGAUCAUUCCUGUUGACGGCGGAUCAUGGAGACGGCAGGGAGCCUAUACCGUUGGCGUGGAUAUGAAUGUGCAAUAUCCUGAUUUCCUCAAGACAGGCCAAACGUCUGAAGGCCUCAAGGGAGGAAAGAAGGACAAGUCCAAGCUUUGAGGAGAGCGAGCUUGGCAAGAGAAGAGAAGGAAUAUAGCAUGCUUAGAAGAGGAGGGAGAAGGGAUGAAAUAGGGCGACAAGGAGCCUUGUAAACGUGCUGUCUAUCCGACUCCUGUUUUUGCACUGGAGUUGAAGGAAGCGCAGCAUUCAAGCUAUCAUUGGAAUUUCCGGAGCGCAAUGUUUAAUGGCGUAGGUAUAUACAAGUUAGACUAAUACACCAAGUCUAUUUCCAUGUGUGUAUUACUUGAGGGAAGUGGCUGUUUGAUACCAGCAACUCUAUUCUAAAAUC